CGGAAGGCGAAGGUUUGGAGUAAAGUUUUCCCGCACGGUGCCGUUAGGAGUGUGCCACCCCUGGAACUCAGGGCGUAAGGGCGAAGAAACGCCGAGUAGUGUGCGCGAAUCGUUCCGUGUUGUUCCGCGCGAGCCGAUCAGUACGAUCGGAAGUAGAUCGAACCGACUGCAGCUAGGAAGAUGGCCGUCAGCAACAUUGUGUGCGAGUGGCUGCGCGCCCUCGGGCUCGGCCAGUACGCGGAAAGCUUCCUCGACAACGGGUACGACGAUCUGGAGAUCUGCAAGCAGGUGGGAGACCCGGACCUGGACGCGAUCGGCGUGCAGAACCCGGCGCACCGGAGCAAGCUGCUGAAGAGCGUGCGGUUGCUGCGCGAGAAGGGCGCGGCCAGCGUGUACUUCCAGCUGAACGACCCGAAGUCCCUGCUGUCGGACAACAGCGACAGCCUGGAGCGGGACAGCUCGCCGCUGAUGCUGAGCGAGCUGGAGGCGCUGCUGCAGGAGCAGCUGAAGGCGGACGGCGUCUGCCUGACGGCCCAUCCGUACUCGACACCGGAUGGCGCCCGCGGACACCUGGAGGGGCUGGCGUCGGUGUACUGCGAAAUGCUGAUGGCACCGUUCGGCGAGGUCCUGGCAGCGCUAGAGGAGGCCCGGCAGCGGGCCUGGUCGGAGCGGAGUCCCCACAGCUCGUCCGGUGGCGGCGGGGGGUUGAUCCGGGGCCACCGGGGAAACUCCUGCCACGGCGGCUUGCCAAACAGCCACAGCCAGCCGAUCUACGUGCCGGGAAAGUAUUCGCCCUCGAGCUGUUUGUCCGAUAAGGAGGAGGACGAAAUUUAUGGAUUCGGAUACGGCGUGUUCGCUCCCAGGGUGGCCAGAACGACGCUCCAAUCGCAGCAACAACAGCAACAGCAGCAACAGCAGCAACAGCAGCAGCAGCAACCACAGCAACAGCAAUCCCAACAGCAACAACCACAACAAUCACAAAAUUCCACCAACGUACCUGCCAACAGUGCUGCUGCACAGCAAAGCUGUCUCAGCCCACGAUCAGCAUACUUCUACGAAUUUCCACCAACGGACGGUCGGGAGACCAGUAAAAAGCGGACGACGCUGGCGCGACUCUUGAGAGGAUUAAAGACUGUUAAUAGGCGUGAUAGAUCGAAUCAAAACACCAGCGGCGGCACAGCGACGCAGUCGAGGUCACAAAACGAAAGACUGAGACAUUUCCAAAUGAACGGCGGUGGACCGCAGCCGAGUUUCGAAGAAACCAUCCAGAGGCUAAAAAUACAGGAAGCUCUUCGGAAGAAGGAAAAAUUUCAACGCGAACACGAGGAGAUCCUUCGAGACAUCCGGCAAGGAUUGCUGCAGCUCAGCAGGGACUCGAGGGAUGACACGUACAUGUACGACGAUGCGGUUACCAAUGUGAUGCGAAUGCCCCACCAGGGCCACUGGUACGACGAGCCGCCGUACGAGAGCGAUCCGGACGACUUUCUCAUGUCCGGCAUGCGCCAGAUCGGGGCGGCCGGGUACGCGGGCGACGGGGGAGGAGGCGGAGGAGGGCCGAGUGCAACCAUACAGGGCGGCCGCGUCUGCUACAGUUCCAGUGGGCGCGAAGGGCAGAGUGUGAUAUCGUUGCGGUCCGCGGGCGACAUCUCCAUACCGCAGCGUGGUCCCCGCCGGGGAUUGAUCGUCCCCCAGCAACCACCGAAUCCGCCGACCAUCAUACCCCUCAAGCACGCCCGAUCGCACGAUCGGGAAAGCGGAGACUACGCCGGCUCAAUAUCGGACCUGCACAGCGUUACCUCCCGGUUGAGCCAGGUUUCGAUCGGAACAAAUAAUUGCACCGCCCGGUACCGUACGCUCAGCGCCGGUUUGGGGGACGAGUCGCCCUCGCCCUCGCCGACACCCUCGUCCGAGUACGACGACAUCCUGCAGGCGAGCGCACUCCAGCUUCAGAAGCAUCUGCAUCACCAUCAGCAUCAGCUCAAGCACGCCGACAGCGGUCAGCCCGGCGGUGGACCGGGCGGCUCGGGCAGCGGGAUGGUGGGGAGUGGUGCGGUAGGAAACACGUCCGGCACCGGCAUCCUGCUGGCCGCGGGUGGUACCGGCGGUCCGUUGGGAGGAGUGGGCGCGAGUGGUAGCAUGACACUGGCUUCCGGUGGUGCUUCCGGCGGCAAUCUGCCAGCAAGUCUUGCUGGCGUCGGAGGCAGUGGCGCGGGGGUGGUUGGGGUGGCCGGGGGCAUCAGUGCGGCGGCCAGCUUUGCGACGGACAUCAGCAGCGCGACCAGCACGAGCAACACCACCAACAGCAGCAGCGCCAGCAGCAACAACAGCACCAGUACAAAGAACACCGUCAACAAUCUGAAAAGCCUGAAGGCGGCCAAAAAUCGGAACAAUCUCUCGUCGUCGCUGGUGGCGGCCACGGCUGCCGCGUCGGCGGGCUCGCACAACAAUAAGAAUUUAAGCAUAAGUCAACAGAUAGCUUUAGUACAUCACUCUAAUGACGCUCGUACAUCACCAAAGGAUCAUCUGCUGUACGGUGGAAAGGAUCGCAACAAUCGAGACUACAGCAACUGUUUAGAUAGCAUCAGUGAUCAAACGUUCCAGCAUUCGGCCAGUUCGGUCGAAAGUUUACCGAGCGCCUCCGGUUCGAGUACCCAAGCACUCGUCCGACCGGGCAGCCCUCACAGUUCCCUUUCGGCGGAAGAUCGCACCACAAUGAUACCGAUCUGUAGGGCAAUCGCACUCGUCGACAGUUGCCCGAGUCCGUACGAUAAGGAAGCGUUACGAUUUAAGAAAGGAGAUAUCAUCGACGUCCUCUCGAUGAACGCGUCGGGUGUGUGGCGAGGGUACGCUAAUGGGCGCCUCGGGCACUUCAAGUUCAUCAGCGUGGAGGUACUGCCGGACCUUCCGACCACCGGGCUGAUGAAGGGCUACGGCGGGAAACUGGUCAGCCGGCACCGUCUACCGACCAGCUGCCCGACGAGCGUCGAAGAGUUGCUGCUACGGAUCGGCUUGAAGGAGUACACCUCGGUGUUUGUGCUCAAUGGGUACGAAGAUCUGGAGCUUUUCAAGGAGCUGGAACCAUCCGACCUCGACUACCUGGGCAUCGGUAACACGGAACAUCGGGCGAAAAUCCUUGCGGCGGUGCAGCUCCUGCACGACCUGGACUCUACCUCGGACGGCGAUGUGGCCGGCUCGAGCUCGGAGAACGACGAGGGUUUGCGUGGGCUGAACCAUGUCAACUGUUCCGGUGGACUCGGUGGAAGUAGUGGAGGUGGAUCAGGAGGGGGAAGCGGUGGGUCGACUCAUCACCAGACGUCGCCGUUCGGUCGGCGGCACUUUCCACGUGACUCCGGAUGCUACGAAGGUUCGCCGGUACCGUCGGCCCAGGGUCAUCACCAUCCGUACCAGCCGCUUGCGCACAACAACGGGCUCGGCCAGCAGGUGCAGCAGCAGCAGCAGCAACAUCUGGGCACCCUGCUGGCACACCACCACCAUCACCACCCGCACCACCUGUCGGACAACGAGUCGAACAAUCUCGAUUCGGUCGUGGCGCAAUGUUCGAACGAGAUUCUGAAGCGCGUCGAGUCGGCCCGAAGGUUCAACGGCACCACGGAGCGCGGCUCGUCCAAAACGAUGAACAGCCACCGGGGGGUGGCCAAGAAGGGUGGCCUGCUCGGUGGGGGCGGUAGUGACGGGGGUGGCGGGAUGGUGCCCGGCGUCACCGGGGGUAGCAGCGGGGGAGCGCUGAGCGAAAAGUCCAGCGAUUCCGGAGUCAGCAGCAGCAGCCUUUCGUCCGGUCCGGUGAAGGGCGGUGGUGGACUCUAGCGAACCACCAUCCGGGGACCGUCGACGAUGGUGAUGAUGAUGGCGGCGACGGACGAGGACGACACCCUGGUCCCGUACGUGUGCCCCACCCUCCCCCCUUUGGCCGGUGACGAAGAACCCGAACCGCUUCACGUCGAACGGUAAGUGUGAGUUUGUCUAUUGUCGUUCGGCUGGAGCGUUGCGUCGGUUGCGUGCAGGAAGCUGGCCCAAUUCCGGGCGGAGAUACAAAGGAAAAACCAACCGGCACGUUGCCGGUCUUCGAAAGAAGCGAAAGGUCUGUACCUUUGUUUUAGCUAAGAAUAAAAUCAAUACGCACACGCA
This is a messenger RNA of Anopheles coustani, 4146 nucleotides long. RefSeq lists its product as uncharacterized. The transcript has 17 exons. Bases 181 to 3825 code for a protein of 1214 amino acids. Gene Ontology annotation, molecular function: protein binding. The record is from RefSeq and is a predicted model, not a curated record. NCBI's taxonomy places the organism in Eukaryota, Metazoa, Arthropoda, Insecta, Diptera, Culicidae.